Messenger RNA from Thlaspi arvense, 1359 nucleotides. The record is from the annotation of a GenBank genome assembly. NCBI's taxonomy places the organism in Eukaryota, Viridiplantae, Streptophyta, Magnoliopsida, Brassicales, Brassicaceae.
AUGGCUUCGCCGGCGUUAACAGGUGGUUACCGGAACCUUGCUGCGCCGGUUUCUCUCCUGCGCACUUUAGCAUCCACCCUUAGCACUACUACUCCAUCGUUCCAUUACAAACACUCUCCGCGUUUCAUUUCUUCUUCAAGGAGAUUCACUUGCUUAUCCUUACUUCAAACCGAUUCUCCGAAUCAAACCGCUCUCUCCCCCUCUUCCUCCAGUAAUGGUUACCCUGAAUACAAUCGAUUGAUGCCAUGUCCUGCGCAUAACUUUCCUCCAAGAAUUGAGCAUAUGGUUGUUUUAGAAGACGUUCUCGUUGUUGAUUUUAUCUGCAAACAAUUGGAUCUUCCUCCUUUAUAUGUUGCAGAUCUUAUCCGAUUCGGAGCUGUACAUUACGCUCUUGUAUGCCCUAAACCUCCACCAACUGCGACUCCCGAGCAAAUCAAACUCUUUGAAGAAGUAACCUCUCCUUCAGUACUAAGCAAGAGACCUUCCAUCAAAGGGAAAACUGUUAGAGAAGCUCAGAAAACGUUUCGUGUGACUCAUACCGAUCAGUAUGUCGAAGCUGGAACUUACUUGCGUGUCCACGUCCACCCAAAACGUUCCCCAAGGUGUUAUGAAAUUGAUUGGAAGUCGCGGAUUAUUGCUGUGACUGACUCUUAUGUCGUUUUGGAUAAACCUGCUGGCACUACGGUUGGGGGAACCAUGGAUAAUAUUGAAGAGACUUGUGCUACAUUUGCCUCACGUGCGUUGGAUUUGCCAGAACCAUUGAAAACAACGCAUCAGAUUGAUAACUGCACAGAAGGCUGUGUUGUCUUUGCUCGAACAAAAGAAUACUGCUCGGUCUUCCACACGAAAAUAAGAUAUAAAGAAGUAAAGAAACUUUAUCGUGCACUUGCUGCGGCACCUCUUCCCUAUCUGAUCAAAGGCUGGCACUUGUGUCAACUUGAGAUUUUAGAAUGUAAGAAGAUACCUUGGCCCGACGCAGCGACUGAGAAGAAACAUGACAUCGAAGACUGUGGAUGGCCUUCAAGAGAAUAUGCUUACGAGUGUACAAUAAACCUUAUAACAGGAAAGACUCACCAGAUCCGGGCUCAGUUUGCAGCUUGUGGGGCACCGUUGGUUGGUGACUCAAUGUACAUGCCAGCUGCAAUAGCAGAGACGGUGAAUCCUGGGAUCAAUCCUUACGGGAAAGCAAAGAAACAUGUAACAAUGGAGGAGGACGAUAAGGAAACCGCAGUUGCUGAAUGGAUCAGUAGGCAUGGGAAGGAACCGAGAGUAGGAAUCGGUCUUCAAGCUUGUCAAAUCUCGUGGGAUGAUAAAGAUGGAGAGCAUUUCUAUGAAGCUGGGACUCCCUGGUGGAGAUGA